AUGGCCAAUUAUCAUCAGGAAGGAGACCUCAUCAUUGGUGGCAUUGCCUCUCACAGCUUCAUCAUCUCCAGUCCAAUAUCCUUCCAUGAAGAACCACCACCACCAUCAUAUGAUGAGAUAAAGUGGAUGUGGAUUGGGGUCAGUGUUAUGGAAACCGACAAUGGAGAACAAUUUGUGCAAAGUGUGGUUCCACUUUUUGCCCAGAGUGGUAUCUGUUUGGCCUACAUAGAAAGAAUUCCCAGACCAACGUUAGUCACAGAAAUUUUGGAAAUGUUUGUCCGGGGGGCAGAAAUACGCGACAGAAUCAUGGACAGCAAUGCCAAUGUAAUAGUGAUCCAUGGUGAAUCUUAUUCUUUGACAAUUUAUAGAUGGUUUGACUAUCUAUCAGAAUUAGAACAUGUGGCAAAUAAACCCAAAGUAUGGAUAGCAACUGCCCAGGUGGAGCUCACUUCAUUUGUCUAUCAGAAGACAUGGGAUACAGAACUAAUCCAUGGUUCUCUGUUAUUUACAAUUCACUCCAAUGACCUCCCAGCAUUUUCCGAGGCUGUUAAGGACAGAAACCCUUCCAGCGUAACAGGAGAUGGAUUUAUCAAGGACUUUUGGCAACAGGCUUUUGUUUGUGAAUUCCCUACAGGUGGGGGCAAGGUGGAGGGAGAUAUUUGCACUGGGGAGGAGAAGCUGGAGAGCCUUCCUGGACCUUUUUUUGAAAUGAGAAUGACUAGCCACAGCUAUAGCAUCUACAAUGCUGUCUAUUCUGUGGCCCAUGCUUUGCAUGCUAUGUCUAUAUCCAGAGUCAGAUAUAGAGGAGGAAUGAAGCUUCAGACUCAACAGUGCUGGCAGCUCCAUCUCUUUCUACGUGGUGUCACAUUUAACAACAGUGCUGGAGACAAGAUUUUUUUUGACAAGAAUGGGGAGUUAACAGCUGGGUUUGAUGUUAUCAACUGGGUCAAGUCCUCCAACCAUUCUUAUCAUAGAGUAAGAGUUGGAAUGCUGGAUCCCCUGGCUCCCCAGGGUCAAAGGUUUACCAUCAAUGAGAAGGUCAUAACCUGGCCCAGAUCAUUUAACCAGGUUCAGCCUCACUCUGUAUGUAGUGAGAGCUGCUAUCCUGGUUUUAGCAAGAAAGUGAAGGAAGGGGAACCGUUCUGCUGCUAUGAAUGCAUCCCCUGUCCUGAAGGGAAGAUUUCAGAUAAGAAAGAUAUGAAUGACUGUCAUGAAUGCACAGAUGAAAACCACCCAAACAAAUAUAAGGAUUCUUGUGUUCCCAAGGAUAUAAGCUUCUUGUCUUAUGAAGAACCUUUGGGAAUCAGUUUAGCAUCUUUGGCUCUUUCCUUUUCUUUGAUUACGGCUAUGGUGCUAGGAUUGGUUUUGAGGCAUCACAACACUCCCAUUGUCAAAGCCAACAACCGGCAGCUCACCUACACUCUUCUCCUCUCCCUCCUCCUCUGCUUCCUUUCUGCAUUGCUAUUCAUUGGACAGCCUCAGAAGGUGACAUGUCUCCUCCGACAAGCAGCUUUUGGCAUGAUCUUCUCAGUGGCUGUUUCCUGUGUCCUAGCAAAAACCAUCACAGUGGUUCUAGCUUUCAUGGCCACCAAGCCAGGAUCCCAGAUGAGGAAGUGGGCGGGGAGAAAGCUGGACACUUUCAUUGUUUUCCCCUGUUCCCUUAUCCAAACAGUUAUUUGUUCUAUAUGGUGGGCAACCACUCCACCAUUCCCUGAUGUUGACAAUAAUUCCACGCCUGAAGAAAUUGUACUGGAAUGCAAUGAGGGGUCUGUGGCUAUGUUCUACUGUGUCUUGGGCUAUUUGGGCUUUCAGGCUAUUAUCAGUUUCAUCGUUGCUUUCCUUGCUCGGAAGUUGCCAGACAGUUUCAACGAAGCCAAGUUUAUCACAUUCAGUUUGCUAGUGUUUUGUAGUGUUUGGUUGUCCUUUGUUCCAAGCUAUGUGAGCUCCAAGGGAAAAUACAUGGUGGCUGUAGAGAUAUUUGCCAUCUUAGCUUCCAGUGCUGGGUUGCUGGUUUGCAUAUUUUCUCCAAAGUGUUACAUAAUUAUGUUGAAGCCUGAGCUGAACAGCAGGGAACAGUUGAUGAAAAGAAAGACUUGA
Messenger RNA from Podarcis muralis (Common wall lizard), 2097 nucleotides. The record is from RefSeq and is a predicted model, not a curated record. NCBI's taxonomy places the organism in Eukaryota, Metazoa, Chordata, Lepidosauria, Squamata, Lacertidae.